This is a messenger RNA of Manihot esculenta (cassava), 1676 nucleotides long. Its product is annotated as probable arabinosyltransferase ARAD1. The record is from RefSeq and is a predicted model, not a curated record. Bases 106 to 1560 code for a protein of 484 amino acids. Gene Ontology annotation, molecular function: glycosyltransferase activity. The transcript has 3 exons. Lineage: Eukaryota; Viridiplantae; Streptophyta; Magnoliopsida; Malpighiales; Euphorbiaceae.
GGUUCAGGACAUAAUAAUUUACCCUAAAAACUACAAAAAGUCGAGAAAACGAAAAUUUCGAAACCGGUGGAGCAAAUCUGAUGCACAAGUCCCGUUAGGCCGGAAAUGCCGCCGAAGAACACAGUCGACUCCAUCUCCGCCGCAACUAAAACAACCACUCUUCCAUGCUCAAUCCCUUCUCUGUUUCUCACCUUUACUGUCUUUUCCUUUAUCACCCUUUCUUUUUUCCUGCUAUUCUCCAACCCAAAUCCAUCUAUUCCAAAUCUUCAGAACACUCUUCAAGCUCCCCAAAAUCCCAUCAAAGUCUACUUAGCAGACCUUCCCAGAUCCUUCAACUACGGCCUCCUUGACCAGUACUGGUCCUCCUCUGUACCCGACUCCCGCAUUAGCUACGACCCGGAUCACUCCCAGAUUUAUGGGUACAAAAGCUCCAAAUUCCCUCCAUAUCCCGAGAACCCAUUGAUCAAGCAGUACAGUGCGGAGUACUGGUUGAUGGGGGACCUGAUGACCCCCGAACAUUUGAGGAUUCAAUCAUUUGCUAAAAGGGUAGUUGAUGUUGAUCAGGCCGAUGUCGUUUUUGUACCUUUUUUCGCGACACUGAGUGCGGAGAUGGAGCUUGGGAGAGGGAAGGGUACGUUUCGGAGGAAGGAAGGCAAUGAGGAUUACAAAAGGCAGAAGGAGGUGAUUGAGCUUGUGAAGAAUUCCGAUGCCUGGAAGCGUUCUGGCGGUAGAGAUCAUGUUUUUGUUCUCACAGACCCAGUUGCAAUGUGGCAUGUGAGAGCUGAGAUAGCACCUUCGAUUCUUCUAGUGGUGGAUUUUGGUGGAUGGUAUAGGCUUGACUCGAAAUCAUCCAAUGGUAGUUCUUCAAAUAUGAUACAACACACUCAGGUUUCAUUGCUGAAAGAUAUAAUUGUUCCAUACACACAUUUGCUUCCUAGAUUGCACUUAGCAGAGAAUGAGAGACGCAAGACGCUACUUUAUUUUAAAGGAGCCAAGCAUAGGCACCGGGGAGGUGUAGUACGAGAAAAUAUGUGGGACUUGUUGGUUAAUGAGCCUGGGGUUAUUAUGGAAGAAGGCUUUCCCAAUGCCACUGGGAGAGAGCAAUCAAUUAGAGGGAUGAGAACAUCAGAGUUCUGUUUGCACCCAGCUGGGGACACCCCCACCUCUUGUCGUCUGUUUGAUGCAAUCCAAAGUCUCUGUAUACCUGUUAUUGUCAGUGACAACAUUGAACUCCCAUUCGAGGGGAUGGUGGAUUACUCUGAAUUCUCAGUUUUCGUGGCAGUUAAUGAUGCCUUAAAACCAAGUUGGCUUGUGAAUCAUCUUAAAAGCAUUUCUGAAAAGCAGAGGAAUGAAUAUCGCCAAAAAAUGGCCAAGGUUCAGCCAUUGUUCAUAUAUGAUAAUGGCCAUCCUGGUGGUAUUGGACCAAUUCCUCCAGAUGGUGCAGUGAAUCACAUAUGGAAAAAGGUCCAGCAAAAAUUGCCCAUGAUUAAGGAAACGAUUGUUAGAGAGAAGAGAAAACCAGCAGGUGUAUCAAUUCCCUUGCGAUGCCAUUGUACCUGAAUCAGUAACACAUUUUCUUCAAUUAUUUUAAAUUUCCCUUUUAUUGCUAUAGUUUUGUACACAAUUUGUUGUUUCAGAAAGCCAAUCAAUUUCAUAUUGUAUCACUAUUUUAUUCA